Didymella exigua CBS 183.55 is the source of this 504-nucleotide messenger RNA. RefSeq lists its product as uncharacterized. NCBI's taxonomy places the organism in Eukaryota, Fungi, Ascomycota, Dothideomycetes, Pleosporales, Didymellaceae. The transcript has 2 exons. The record is from RefSeq and is a predicted model, not a curated record. The coding region runs from base 1 to 504 and encodes 167 amino acids.
AUGUUUUACAUCAUGUAUCUGACAGGCCUUUGCCAAAGGAGACACUGGCCCGACCCUCUCUUCCAGACAUACAGAUCCGGCUACGGUUACGGGUGUACAGUUCGUGUCAACAACCGAGAAUACUCGACAGACGUCGACUAUGAGAGUGACGAGCUGGCCAAGAACGCUGCUGCUACCCGAGCGUACAUGAUCUGCCGCAACUUUUCUGUCAACGACGGGAUGUUCCCCGGCCACCGACCAGGCCAAGGUGGUGUCGUUCAGGGUAUGCCCGUUGCCAUUGGUGCUGGUCGACGCAACACUGCAGUGUCCAACGACUAUGAGACAGCAAGCAGCUCCAGUGGCGAUACCAGCCCGAGGAACAGCGACUAUGACCUUGAUGCUCCUGGACGUCGCUCGAGCAAGUCGAGCACAAGCUCGACAAGUGCCUGCUACUGCGGUAGGGGUGCUGUAAGAGUGUAUGAGAGGUGCACCGGCUGCUUGAGGGAUGCCGGAUACCAAUGCUAA